Labrus mixtus (cuckoo wrasse) is the source of this 1394-nucleotide messenger RNA. Its product is annotated as transmembrane protein 47-like. Gene Ontology annotation, biological process: cell-cell adhesion. The record is from RefSeq and is a predicted model, not a curated record. The coding region runs from base 114 to 665 and encodes 183 amino acids. Gene Ontology annotation, cellular component: cell-cell junction. NCBI's taxonomy places the organism in Eukaryota, Metazoa, Chordata, Actinopteri, Labriformes, Labridae. The transcript has 3 exons.
AGCAGUGAAGGCUAUGGUUGGUUGUUGAGGGCGCACACACAAGGACCUUCAGUUAUCUCUCUCUCAGCCCGUGUCCGACCUGCUGCUGCUGCUGUGUACUGUGCUAUGAAAACAUGUCUGUGAACGAGGUGCACGUGUUCCGGCCCUUCAAGCUCAUCGCGCUGCUCUGCGUCUUCCUCGCGCUCUGUCUGGACCUGGUGGCUCUGCUGAGUCCAGCCUGGGUCACGGCCGACCACUUCUCCCUGUCCCUGUGGGAGUCCUGCUCCCAGUCCGAGGCACGGCACCCGGCAGAGGAGGAGGAGGAGGAGGCUGUGUGGAGCUGCUUCUCCACCCUCACAUCUGACUGGCAGAUUGCCACCCUGGUGCUGCUGGUGUCCGGAGCUGUGUCCACGCUGGUGGCCUUUUUAGUGGCCCUGAUUUCCCUCUGCAGGGGGACGCACAGACAGCAUUACCGCACCGUGGCUGUGUUCCUCUUCACUGCAGUGGUCCUGCAGGCCUGCGCUCUGGUCCUCUACCCGAUCAAGUUCAUCGACGGGACUGUUCUUCAGACGUAUCACGAGUUUAAUUGGGGCUACGGGCUCGGCUGGGGAGCCACCAUCUUCAUGUUGGGCGCCGGGAUCCUCUUCUGCCUGAGGACGGACAUUUACGAGGACGCAAUGUACUGACUUUUCUAACCCCAGAUACAUACACAAACACACACAGACAAAUCCCCUUACAGGAGGUGCGCUGCUUUUCUUCUCUUUGCACACAGCAGAUGUGUAUCCAAGCACAGACUGUGUCUCUCUCUCUCUCUCUUUCUCUUUUGCUCUCUCUGUUAUUUUUAGUGAGGUUGUAAAGGCCUAAUUUAGGCCAGGGCCCACAAGCACCCCUCCUCCUGUGCAGCCAGCAGGCCCCUCAGCCCUGCCGGUAUCAGGGAUGAGGCGUCAAACAGCUAAAGCACAGAGAGCUUUCUGGACUGGCACGAGCCGCAGAUGCUGGACGCUUCCACUGCAUGUUGAUGUGGAUCUCUAUUGUUAGAGAAAACGGGACGUGAAUGAGCGGUGACAUGAACAUUUAAAGGGAUCGACUUCUCUCCACAUUUCCUUUUCAUUCUUUUUGUACCAGCUGAAGCGAGUUGUUAAUGUAUUUAUGACAUCUUUUUUUUUUUUUUCCAUCUUUUUGAAUAUUUAAAAAGUUGAGGUUUCCUCUGUGUGUGUUCUAGCUGAAACAUAUCUAGUCAUGCGAAGCCUUUUAAUAGUAGAAGUGUCGGUUACACAGCUUCUAUAUAUGCUAGAGCUAUGAAGUGUUUUUUUUAGCUUGUUAUGAAACUCAUGCAGGCUUCUUUCAAAAGAAAAAAUGUAAAUGUGUAUAAAGUAUUUCUACAUGAAGGAAAAUAAAUCAUUGUAGUUUUGGGA